Molecule: messenger RNA, 3398 nt
Organism: Centruroides sculpturatus (bark scorpion)
Lineage: Eukaryota; Metazoa; Arthropoda; Arachnida; Scorpiones; Buthidae
Product: rap guanine nucleotide exchange factor 6-like
Exons: 20
Coding region: 501-3383 (960 amino acids)
Biological process (GO): small GTPase-mediated signal transduction; positive regulation of ERK1 and ERK2 cascade
Molecular function (GO): protein binding; guanyl-nucleotide exchange factor activity
Source: RefSeq, a predicted model, not a curated record
CUUUUUUUUUUUUUUUUUUUUUUCCUCAGUCUUCUAACGUACAACAUGUCCGGCAGCGUCCAUCCCAGCUUUGUUCCUCGUCUAUCGACUCCAGUAUUAAGGAUACCUUUGUCGUCAUUUUUAAAGAAGUAACAGCUGUAUCCAGCAGUUAUGCAUGUUAACAAAAGUGUUGAGUGAAUCCAAAUGUUGAUGUUACAUAGGGGAAAGAUGUGGAAUAUUUGGGAUUAUACUACUUGAAGUUUUAAUCCACAGUUAUGUUUACUGCCAAUUAUUGUUUCAUUAUCAUUGUGCCUCAUUUUUUCUGUGAGUGGAUAAUGGACCUAACCACUCCUCCAGGUUAAUGUCUAGGAAUAUUUAUAAUAUCAAAGCUUAUAUUUCCUUUGUUAAAUUCCUUAAUUGUUGAAAAUACUGUGUUGUUUGUGCCUUAAACUGGACAUAAGUGAUUUGUGCUGCUUGGCACAUUGUUUGUGAACUUUUAAACUGUUUUCCGGGUCCAAACAAUGGCCCGAUAUGGAGAACAAGAAUUCAUAGAUUGUUUGAAGAAAUCUGCAAAGAAUCGGACUCCUGAGGAUCUUCAAAUUAUAUAUUCUUAUCUGCACGGUCUAGAAGCUUUAUCUUCUCUUCGAGAGAUAUCAUUGAGAGCACUUUGUAAAACUGUUAGGUACGAAAGACACGAUGCCAAUGAUAUUCUUUACUGCCGAGGAGAACUCAGCACCUGUUGGUAUAUUCUACUGUCGGGUUCGGUUUUCAUCGAUGGAUCCAUGUAUCUGCCCAGGAGCAGUUUCGGCAAAAGGUCCGGAGGAAGCGGAAGAAGGGUUAACGAAUGCCUCAUCCUGGAGCCUUCCGAGAUGAUCGUGAUUGAUUAUCCGGAUGUCCAGCUGAUGCGACCCGGUCAACGUCAGUCAUGCACGACUAUGAAUUUGGAGAAGUUGCUGGCUUUGGAGCAAGAAGAAGUAUCUGUUGCCAUAGAUUCCAGACAGCACGUGCAUUUGGGUAGCUUCGAAGAUCAACAUUUACGACACUUACAGUUAAAUCUAGAUUACCAACCAAUGCAGACAAUGUUGCACCGAAACGAAACAUUGCUGAAAUCCAACCGGAGUUCUCACAGCAGUGACAGUUCUUCCGCAUAUUCCGGAUCGGACACAAUGCAGUCCGCACAAUCUUCACUGGAUGAACAAGAAGUAGAUCUUUCUGGUUUGGUUGAAGGCAUUGUUGAUUCUGAUGAAGAAGAAGAAUCUAUUGAUAGCCUUCCCAUUAGAGAUCCUUUAAGAGAAUGUUUAGAAAAAGAGCCAUGCGAUCGAACUGAUGAUGAUAUUGAAGUAUUACUUGAGCUACAGCAUUUACCACCAUUUGCUAAUAUGACACUUGCUGUAAGAAGAGCAUUAUGUGCCGUAAUGGUUUUUGCAGUAGUAGAAAAAGCAGGAACGAUAGUAUUAAAUGAUGGCGAGGAGUUAGAUUCUUGGUCUGUGAUAAUAAAUGGGCAUGUAGAGAUUGAAUUUCCAGAUGGAACAUUACAGGAACUCCAUGUUGGAGACAGCUUUGGGAUCAUGCCGACCAUGGAAAAAAUGUAUCAUCAGGGCGUGAUGAGGACAAAAGUUGAUGACUGCCAGUUUGUGUGCAUUGCACAAAAUGAUUAUUAUGCUAUCUUACAUCAGGGUGAAGAAAACACAAGAAAGCUGGAAGAAGAUGGUGAAGUGGUACUGGUAACUGAACACAGAGUUCUCGAUGGAGGAAGCCGAAGGGGUCACGUUGUCAUAAGAGGAACCAUUGAAAGGAUGAUGGCUCAUCUGGUAGAAGAUAACGCUAUGGAUCCUGGUUACGUGGAAGAUUUUUUGUUGACUCAAAGGAUAUUUAUUUUUCCCACAACCGUAAUAUCUGAUCAUCUUCUCCUUUGGUUUGGCGAUCCUUUACUCAGAGAUAAGAAAAUGCAUGGGCAGUUGAGACUCCUGAAUAUUGCCUGUGCCACCAAAGCGAGGAACCGAACCAUCACGCUGGCCAGAUCGACCCGAGAUGAGGUUCUCCACUUUUCCAUUUUGGGUGGCUACGAAAGAGGCUUUGGAAUAUUUAUAUCAAAAGUUGACAAGGCAUCUAAGGCAGAAGAUAUGGGUCUGAAGAGAGGUGAUCAGAUUCUUGAAGUUAAUGGCCAGAGUUUUGAGCAUGUUAGUCAUGCCAGAGCUUUAGAAGUUCUGAGAGGUACUACACACUUGUGUAUUACAGUUCGGUCAAAUCUUCUAGGUUUUAAAGAAAUGCUCAACACUCCUGAGAAUUCCCCGAGACCCAGAGGAAGGAAGGCAUCAGAAAUUGCACGACUUCAGCCAGAUCCCCGGGCCAGGCUGUCUUCUCACCAGUUGGAGUGGGGCGAUGUGGUCGGCCUACCACUGGGGGUAGGUGGCUUGCCCCUAGGAGUGAUGUCCCUCCUCCAGGCUCCCAGUUCUCCGACUUCCAAGAUUGCAAAUGGGACUGGUGUUGUACACAGUAACAGUGACGUUAAGAAAGAGGACAAGAAAGGUUUUAUGACAUUGGGACAUCGUGCCAAGUUAAAAAAAGCAUUAGCUAAGAUAAAUAUUAUACCAAAGUCUCUCAAUAGUGAAUCUCACCUAAACAGCUCAGAUGAUAGUCUAUAUUCGGCUCACAGUAACAGCAGCGCAGGUUCCGGUAGCCAUGGUGGAAGAUCUGCUUCUCCCUCAAGGUCUUCGGGAGGAAACAAUCGUCUCUACCAUAGCCACAGCAAUCCAGAUCUCACAUCCUUAGCCACUUAUUAUGAACACGACUUGAAAUUAGACUAUCCGGAACACGUUCUAAAAGUUUAUCGUUCAGAUCAGACAUUUAAAUUUCUGUUAGUUCAUAAGGAAACUACUGCACGUGAAGUAGUAAUGUUAUCCCUCAGGGAAUUUGGUAUAACAGAUCCAAGCAAUAAUUACUCAUUGUGUGAGGUAUCUGUGGGGGAAGGAGGUGUUGUGAAACAGAGAAGGCUUCCCGACCAGUUGCAGAAUUUAGCCGAAAGAAUUGGACUUAGCAGUCGAUAUUACCUAAAAAAUAACACUUCGACAGAAACUUUGGUUCCAGAUGAAUUAGCCAAUGAAUUACAUCGCGAAAGCCAGGUACACUUUCUGCAGCUGAAUAGUGUUGAAGUUGCAACUCAGCUGACACUGGAAGAUUUCAGUAUAUUUCGUCAAAUAGAACCUACAGAAUACAUAGAUGAUCUCUUUGAAGUGAAGUCUAAGUAUGGAACGCCGAUGCUCUCUAAAUUUUCUGAAUUAGUUAACAGGGAAAUGUUUUGGGUUGUAACGGAAGUCUGUUCGGAACAUCAUCUACUCAGGCGAAUGAAGAUAAUUAAACAGUUUAUUAAAGUUGCAAGUAAGUUAAUAAUAAUUUUGUUUUAACUGGUUAAAAAAUGC